UAAAUUCUACACGGCCGUGUGACUUGGCCGUGUGGAAAUCCAUGACGCGGGCAAGCCACACUGGCCGUGUAUGGGACCCAUUGUGGCCGUGUGGAAAGUCCAGGGAGCUCACACGGCCAGACUGGAAAUCCACACGGCCGUGUAGCGUACCUGAAGCCACUUAAGUGAAACGCUGCGUUUUGCACUUCCACACAGGCAGCUGGGGAUUUCACACGCCUGUGAGAUCGGGCCAAACUGGGUUUUGACCCAAUUUCGGGUCUUUUGAAGGGGGGGAUCGAGUUUUUGAGCAAAAAAACAGAGCCCUAGAGAGAGAAAGUGCGAAGAACACAUCCUAGAAAUGAUUUUGGAGCUGGGUUUCAUCAAUUCGAGAUUGGAGAUCAUCAUAGCAGUGAAGAUCAUCAUCCCAGAGCAUAUUUUCCUCAUCUUUAUGAGUAUGAGUACUCUGUUGUCUGUUUUCCUCUCUCUCUCUCUCUCUCUCUCUCUCUCUCUAUUGAGUAGAACCUUCUCUCACUUGGGAUCGUUAUACUAAUUGAUUUUAUUCGAUUGAUGCAUGAUUUAUUGAGUCAAUUAAAGUCUGAUCAUCUUUUCUUGAUUUCUACUGCAACCUGAGAUAGAUAGAAUCUGAUUAGGUUGUUAGAGCUUCAUCAAUCGGUAGUGGUAGAUUGAUUAUACGAGAGUUAAUCGAUUUACUGCUUUGUACUGGAAUCCAAUUCCAGUAGUGUAGUUCUGCGUUCAUAGCCUCGUCUUUCUAUCCCGGUGAAGACUAGUCGUCUGCCGGGUAGUUGGACUGAGAGGGCUUGGUCAGCUUAAGAGAUUCCAAGCUACUGUCGGAUCUUCCACAGUUUAAUCAACAGUUAAUCAACCCAGGGUAAUUACAACCUCGACCUAACUAAGGAGCUAGGGGGACUCAUUCCCGAGUGACUCUUCCCUUGCUAAGGAACUUUGAACCAUUUCCUCCUUUCUUACUGCUUUUAGUUAAAAUCACAAUCACUUGACUUAGUUUGCUAGAUAAUAGAUAAUCACGGAGUAGGCAGUAGAUGUAAACCCCGGGUUGACAAAUAGAGUUUGCCUGUUACUGCAUUUCCAGACUGCGAUUACACUUGGUCGCAGUUUGGUGUUGUGUUUUAGCAUGUCAAUAUUUUGGCGUCGUUGCUGGGGACCUCUAGGUUAUUGUAGAAACGUGAAAGUCUGUUACUUUAGCUUUUUUCUUUUCUUUCCCACCCUUGUUUUUCACUUGGGUGUUAUGUUUUUGUUGGUGCAGAUCUGAAACAUGGAUCCUCAUGGCUUCUCCAACCAUUGGGGGGUAUCAACCACCAUCCUCAUGGAUUCGGAUGUCAGUACCAACCCCCCUACUACGGAGAUCAACCAAACCAUUGGGAACCUCAAGAACAAUAUCCUUUUCAAGAAGAGUUCCUGCCACAACCAGCGGGGCCAUCUGAGUUGGAGUUAGCCAUGGAGGCCUUCACGGGCCACUCUGCAGAGCCAUGCUACACUUCACUGGAAGAUCCGAACAAACAAUUAAGGCUUCUCGUGGAGCAGUUUGCUCGAGAAACUGAGAGAUCAUGCUCCAAGAUGGAUCUUCAAAUCCAAGCCCUUGCCCCUUCCGAUCCCUCAUUUCUCCAUGAAAUGGAGGAGACUGUUCAGUGCUCAGCGAAGCAAACAGAGUGGGUGGAGCAAGUUUGCUCGCAUCCUGCUCAAGAUCACCUUUCUGCUACCACGCUAGAAGAGGUGGAGGAUGACAAAGGCUACGGGGACGUUGAGGAGCAUACAUAAGUUAUCACAGAGAACUCCCAUGUUAACAGUAAUACGAAUAUCAUGGUUGCAUAUCACACCCGUUUACUAUCUUUCGGGUUGGGUUCGGGUUCAACUAUAUCCAUCCCACUCCAACCCGAACCCGUCGCCAACCACGAAUCCCUUACCCACUUACUCUCCCAUUAGGCAAUUCACCCAUCUUAAUCUAAGCAAUAUAUUUUCCUUAAACAACUAAUCAUCCUUAUGUUUGGGGAGACAUGUCUCAUUUGUUCUUCCUAAUUGCCUAGAAUGAAGUUGAUAAUAUGGAAUGGAGAGUGAAGAAGUUUAGUUGACAAGGAGGAAGAAGUUUUCAAUUACUCAUGUUCUUUAUGGAUGUUUAUCUUUAAUGUUGAACAGUUUGUAUGGAUGGUUUUCUUCUAUGCUCUAGAUUGGUGUUUUUUGUUUGGAUAAUUUGUAUAGAAGAAUGAUGUUAGACUUUUAUAUUGACUAGAACUUGUUAUUAUAAAUUUUUCACCACUAACCCAUGAAUAUCUAUUUUAUUGGUGGUUAUACCCGUUCAAACCCAACCUGACUCAUUGCCAUCCUUUCCUCCUCGACGGAUAUUUUUUCGGGCUUUCUUAUUUCUUCAUUUCUUCCCAUUCACUGUAGACUGAUCAACUGUUCCAAACUUUUACAUUUGGGAUUUUUCCUUGUAAAAUGAAUUACCAUGUAAAAUUCAUUGUCAAUUGAAAUCUUAUGUUUGGUAUGUCAUAUUCAAAUCUUUAGAAAUAAAAUGAAUUGCCGUGUAGAAUUCGUUGUCAAAUGAAUUCCUUUGUUUGGUAUGUCAUGUUUAUAAGUAAUUUAGUUAAUAAAAGAUAUAAUUAUGUCAUUCAAUAAUAAUUAGUAAAUACUUGUGGAAUUCAUUUGGAAAUUCUUUCUCAAUUACUCGGAAUUGCUAUAACUAGUUCCAAUUCCAUAGAAUUCAAAAUUUAGAAUUGAGAAUGAAUUUUUUUAAAUACCGAACACACAAAAUAUUCAUUUCAAAAUGAAUUGUUUAAAACUUAUGGAAUUCAUUUAUACCAAACGGUAUGUUAGUUAACUUUUGCUUAAUGCAUCAAACUUUAUUUGCAUUACUUGUAUAUCCCCCUGAUUCGCAUGCUUGAACAGGAUGCAAUGCUUUAACUAGCUUGGAACCGUACAGCAUGAUCGAUCCAAACUAUAGUAACCAACUAAAAGAAACCAGAUUUUUGUGCCCCAAUAAUAGGUUCGCUUGGUUUAAUUUUUUGAUUAGCCGGAUAAUCGAUUACCAAUUAUCAAACCUAGCUAGUAGGCACAGUGCAAAAAGCGUUUACAUUUAGGGAAUGUUCCAAACAUUAGUAAUUUUAUGAAAAAUAAAACUGAAGGGGAAAAAGGUGAGAAUUAACAAGGAAACGAUUAAUAGAGCAAAAUGCGACUGUAUUUAUUCCUUAGAUAAAUGACCAUAUAUGAGAUAUGAAGGAAACUGCUUAUUUCUUAAAAAAGGAGAUAUUUGUUAUUCGUCAAUACCAUUUGAUAAUAUUUGGUAGUAUAUAAUCGUAGGAUUAUAUCACGUGGUAUGUAAGUGUAUCAUGGUGGUAUGCAAUGCAGUCAAAAUCAUUAUUUUGAUCGUAAAAUCGUAGGAUUUUAGGAUUUUACUUAGGCAUUUCGAUCCAGAUUUUAAUAUAAAUCGGUGGACCUUAAAAUCGUUUAAAAUCUGGAUUUUGAUCCUAUGUGAACAAAAUAGGUGGUUUGAGCCAAUUCACAAGAAGCAAAACUGUUUCGGUGGAAAGGGCAAUGAUAGGGAUCUUCUUAGGUUAACCCCCUUCCCCUUGUUUAACUCAUCGAUAAAACAACUGUCAUAAUAUUUUAAAUACGUAAGAAUUAACAUCAUCAUUGACAAAUAAUUAAUUAAUGAAUAUAAUUGUACCAACUAAUGACAUUAAUUAUUUUAUUGGAAUUCACUUAUUCUUAGUUUUAAAAAAUGCAUAGUAGACGA
Molecule: messenger RNA, 3745 nt
Organism: Linum trigynum
Lineage: Eukaryota; Viridiplantae; Streptophyta; Magnoliopsida; Malpighiales; Linaceae
Source: the annotation of a GenBank genome assembly